This is a messenger RNA of Chenopodium quinoa (quinoa), 3053 nucleotides long. Its product is annotated as zinc finger CCCH domain-containing protein 24-like. Gene Ontology annotation, molecular function: RNA methyltransferase activity; nucleic acid binding; metal ion binding. Gene Ontology annotation, biological process: RNA processing. Bases 197 to 2689 code for a protein of 830 amino acids. The transcript has 14 exons. Lineage: Eukaryota; Viridiplantae; Streptophyta; Magnoliopsida; Caryophyllales; Amaranthaceae. The record is from RefSeq and is a predicted model, not a curated record.
AUUAGGAGAAAAAAUGGUCAAAACCUUGCCAACAAAAAGGAACCAAACAAUUGACGGAACAAUUUUGGACGCAACACAAUUAUAGUUCCUGAAAUAAAAAACUGUACUCUACUAGUAUAGAGAGAUCGACAACUCCGGUCACUAGUCAGUAGUCACUACUCACUAAACCUUAAACCCAACUCCCUGAAAACCAACUAUGGCGACACCACAAUCUAAAACCCCUUCAACAGACACCCUUAACCCUUCCACCACCCCAACAACUGUCGCUGAAACCACCCAACAACCCACUUCCGGCAACCCACCACCCAAGUCCCCUGAAUCCUCCGUUAAGCGCAAGCGAGAGGAAGAAGAUGUAGAAUCAGAAUCAGAUGACCUAAAAAAGCCGAAACCCGCCUCGCUCCACCCCCUCCACAAAACAAGUCUUUGCUCUUACUUCCGCAGCAAUUCUGGGUCUUGUAGUCAUGGAGAAGAAUGCCGAUUUGCCCAUAAUGAGGAGGAGCUUCGGCCUCGGCCCGAUGGCUCGUGGGACCCCACUUCGCUAAGGGUGAAGAGGAAAGAGAGUGAGGAGAAAAGGGAUGCUGAAGAUGAUGAAGGAGAUGUGGAAGAGGAGAGGAGUGCUAUGAUGACUGAGGUUUUGGGUGAUUCUGGUGAUCCUCAGCUUAGUAAGUGUUUGAUUCAUUUGCCUAGGAAGUGGACUUCUGACCAGUUGAAGACUUAUCUUGAUGAGCAGGGGGUCGUCUUCAAACUAGCUAAGAAGAAAAAAGGUAUGUCAGUUGGGUUUCUGACAUUUGAAGCAGCUGAACAAGUUAAAAGUGCAACAGAGCUAUUGGGAGGAAAAUCUAUUGGCAAGGAGAAACUAAAGAUUGGGGAUGUCAUUCCACGAUCUUAUGAUGAAAAGAUAAAAUCAGCCCAAAAGAGGUAUCAAAGUGGAAUGCCUGGAGUAGCUGAUGAAACAGAGGCUACUUUGGCUUCAAAUGGUACUGAAGAUGGUGAAGGGAAUAGUUCGACUUCAAGGGUAAAGAGUGUACGUGAUGCAGUGACUCCCCUUGCUCACCUAUCAUAUGCAGAGCAACUAGAGCAAAAAAAGAACUCUCUGACGCAAAUGCUCAAAAAACUUACUAGAAAUGCACGUAAAGCAUGCCCAAAAGAUCUUCAACUACCUGAGUGGGUUGUUAAAUCCAGAGAAAUAGGUGGACUUCCAUGCAAACUAGAGGGGAUAAUUGAGUCACCACUUAUAAAUGGGUAUCGUAACAAGUGUGAGUUUUCUGUUGGCCUUUCAGUACAAGGGAAACCUACUGUGGGUUUUAUGCUUGGAAAUUUCAGAGAGGGCGUGACAGCUGUUGAGGAGCCUACAAACUGCCUGAAUGUUUCUAAAAUUGCAUGCAAUUAUGCCUCGGUCUUUCAGGAAUUCUUGCGGGAUUCGGCUUUACCUAUUUGGAACAGAUUCAACAAUAGUGGCUUCUGGCGUCAAUUGACUGUUCGGGAAGGCCGGAAUCCACAGAAAAAUGUUGAGCUGGAGAUUGAAAAUCACGAGGCUAAUAUUACAGAGGUCAUGCUUAUUGUUCAGGUUUCGACAGAGGGCUGUGAUGAUGAUCUCGUGAAUAGUGAACUCGAGAAAUUGACUCAAGCAUUUGUCAAUGGUGCUGCUUCAACAUCUCCACCUUUGCCUCUGACUGUAUUAGCUCUGCAGGAUCACAAAGGCAUAUCCAAUGUAGCUCCUGCUGAUGCUCCAUUGCGUCCACUACCUAUACAUACAGCUCAAUCUGGUUCUGAGACAGAAGUGAUCAUGGCUACCAAUGAAUCCAGGAUUCAUGAUUACAUUGGCAAUCUUCGGUUCUCUAUAUCACCUACUGCAUUCUUUCAGGUUAACACUCUAGCUGCAGAGAAGCUAUAUUCUCUUGCAGGAGACUGGGCUGGUCUAGGUCCGGAUACUUUACUAUUUGAUGUAUGUUGUGGGACUGGCACAAUCGGCCUGACAUUAGCCAACCGUGUUGGUAUGGUAGUUGGUAUUGAGAUGAAUGCUUCUGCUGUAUCCGAUGCACAAAGGAAUGCUGAGAUUAAUGCCAUUACCAACUGUAAAUUCAUCUGUGCAAAGGCUGAGGAUGUCAUGGGGUCUCUACUGAGAGAAUACUUGGAUGAUACUUCAAAUCCUUUGGAUGGUGACGAAAAAGAAAAUGGCGCAGCAGAAAGUCAAUCUGUAUCAUUGAAUGAAGCAGACCCUGAGGAUUGUUCGAAUGAAGUGAAUGUGGAUACUAACCAUGCAUGUGGUUCUGAUAAAGGAGAGCAGGAUCUGCAGAGCAAUCUUAAGGACAGUAACACUAAAGAUGGGAGUGCCUUGAAGCAACACUUUAAAAAUGUUGUUGCAAUUGUUGAUCCUCCACGCUCUGGACUUCACCCGGUUGUUCUAAAAGCUCUGAGAACUCAUCCGUGUCUGAAGAGGCUUGUAUACAUUUCCUGUAAUCCUGAAACACUGGUGGCAAAUGCUAUUGAACUAUGCACACCGUCCUCAGAAAUAGCUGAGAAAGGCCGCAAAGGCCAGGGAUGGAGGAACAUGAGCAAUGCUGGUUUGGCUCGUCAUAGACUAAAGUCCAUGCCGAAGUCCGAGCCAUUUCAACCUGUGAAGGCAAUGGCGGUUGAUCUCUUUCCUCAUACGCCGCAUUGUGAAUUGGUAAUGUUGUUAGAGAGGUGAACGCCUAACUUGUGAUCAUAGUCUCUCUCAUAGCUUGUUUCCAAUACAAUUUUGAUGGCAAGGUCAAUUUUUUAUUUUAUUUAUUUCCUCUUUGUAUACAUAUAUCUUAACAGUAUGAGUACUUGGGGAAUUUGACGAGAAUAUUACUACCAUGCACUCAUGCCGGUAGCCUUUUUUUGUGGUAAAUUGUACUGUAAUGUUGAUACCUUGAUAUCUCUUGCAGCUAUAACUUUUUUUUUUUUUUUUCAAUUUUUUUCUUGUAGUCUAGUUUUAGCAGUUCAAGACUUCUAUUGCAGUACCUAGGUUAGAUCUUGUGCCACGCACGGUAGUUUUUAGUAUUAUUAUCAAUUUAGCACUAUUUUAA